CUGAUGCCUUCAAAUCAUCAUCAAGUCGAGGAGGUCAGCCAGCCUUCAAAGCAUCACAAUCAUUUGGUAGUGAGGACAUCGUGGCAGUGAAGAAAGCCGAAGAGUCGGUGUGGCUACAGCAGGAGCAGCGACGACUCCGAUGGUUACAAAGGCUUAAGGAGAAGGUAUCCGACAGGGAAGAGCAAGAGUUCGAACGUAUACAAACUGCCAAGAAGGCGAGGUUGUCGCGGCCGAAGGAGUCGGUAUGGAAGAGGUCACGGGAGUUACCAGGGAGAAGGAAGAAGUGGCAGCGAGCUGAGGGGCCGGUACCCUCUACCUUUGAAGAACAACCGCCACCGUCUGGAAUCCUCCCUGAGGCAUACGAUGAUGAUAAUAGCGAGAUGAGUGAAGACAACUGUGAUGGUGGUAUGGAAGCACCCAAGAGCGAUGAGGAGCAGUGCGAACGUAUUCACACGUCCCACAUCAUCGGAGACCCGCAAACACUCAGCCAAGCCCUUCCUGUUGCUUUCAUCAAUAUACCACCAAAACCCUCGUAGAUUUUC
Molecule: messenger RNA, 542 nt
Organism: Perkinsus marinus ATCC 50983
Lineage: Eukaryota; Perkinsozoa; Perkinsida; Perkinsidae
Exons: 4
Source: RefSeq, a predicted model, not a curated record